Molecule: messenger RNA, 645 nt
Organism: Huiozyma naganishii CBS 8797
Lineage: Eukaryota; Fungi; Ascomycota; Saccharomycetes; Saccharomycetales; Saccharomycetaceae
Gene: HPT1
Product: hypoxanthine phosphoribosyltransferase
Exons: 1
Coding region: 1-645 (214 amino acids)
Biological process (GO): XMP salvage; IMP salvage; hypoxanthine metabolic process
Cellular component (GO): cytoplasm
Molecular function (GO): hypoxanthine phosphoribosyltransferase activity
Source: RefSeq, a predicted model, not a curated record
AUGUCUGAAGACAAGCAGUACAUCUCCUACAACAACGUGCACCAGCUGUGCCAGAUCUCUGCGGAACGGAUCAAGAACUUCAAGCCGGAUUUGAUCAUCGCCAUUGGUGGUGGUGGCUUCAUACCGGCUAGAAUCUUGAGAACUUUCUUGAAGGAGCCAGGUGUGCCCACCAUCAGGAUCUUCGCCAUCAUUCUAUCCCUGUACGAGGAUUUGCACACCGAGGGCGACGAUCAAGAGGAGGUCGGUGUCAAGAUCCAAAGAACCCAAUGGAUCGACUACAAGCAGUGUGAGUUGGAUCUUGUCGGUAAGAACGUGUUGAUCGUUGACGAGGUCGACGAUACACGUACCACUUUGCACUACGCACUACACGAAUUGGAGAAGGAUGCUGAAGAGCAGGCCGCAGCCAAGGGGGUCGACCUCGAGAAACAGCCGGAGAUGAGAACCAAGUUCUCGAUAUUCGUUCUGCACGACAAGUUGAAGCCAAAGAAGGCUGACUUGCCUGCAGAGAUUGUAAACGACGAAAACAGAUACUUCGCCGCUAAACAGGUCCCUGACAAAUGGUACGCUUACCCAUGGGAAUCCAAGGAUAUCGUCUACCACACAAAGAUGGCCAUAGAACAGGGCAACGAUAUAUUCAUGCCUUGA